AUGGAUUGCACUUCUUGCAAUAACCAUCUUGACCACUUUCCUGCCAACUGUGGUGAUGUUAGUGAUGAACAAGGUGAACGAUUUCAUCAAGAUAUUAAGGAAAUGGAAACAAUAUCAAGGAAGAUGGGAUCCUCGGAUGAUGGCAGACUAUUGCUGGAGCACCAAAAAAUUUGGGGAGAAAAUGAAAUUCAAAAAGUAGAAAAACUGAUGUGUGUAAAUGGUGGUUUAUUUGGGCUAAGUCUAUCAGUCUACCAAUCUACUCCCAGAGCACUCUCAGUUGGCAAGUGGGAGCAGAGAUCUAUUUCCUUAACUACUGGAGCUCUCUCUGAGUUGGAACAGAAAACAACACAAAUGUACUGCUGGAGGCAAACUGCUGCAAGCAACCUCAGGUCAUGGGCCAGAGUCUCUUCACCUAGUGGUCCUGAAUCUUGGGUCGUGUGGUACGAUUGGUUUAGCACUGGUCACUCAGGUCACACCUGGAGUGGCAAGGGUUCGAGUCCGGUCAAAGUGAUUCCAGCUUGUGAAAGACUACACCUGUGCCGACAUGGAUACGCAGGGUUAUAUAACCACACCUGUAGAGGGUUUCAGCCAGAGUCCUCGAGCGAUCCAGUCUGCGAAGUAGUCCUCCUCCUCCUCCUCUACUCGAACACUCGCUCAGGUCCUCCUCGAAGAGCUCUCGCCAUGAGGGUCUUCUCCGUUGGGUUGGUGACGGCGACGCUGCUGUUCGCCUGGAGCGAUGCCAAUGCCAGGAUAACACCAAAGAGCAGGUUUAUCGGCUUUCGUCAAGUGACGCUGAACCCAGAUCAGGCUCAAACCUACUCCAAUGGUGGUGUUGGUCCCCGUCAGGUGACACUGAACCCAGAUCAGGCACAAACCUACCCCAAUGGUGGUGUUGGUCCCCGUCAAGUGACACUGAACCCAGAUCAAGCUCAGAACUACUCCAGUGGUGUUGGCCCGCGCAUGGAAGUGGCACCACAGUUUGAAAAUAGAGCUGCAGUAAAUUGCGGAUCUUACUACAUAGCCCCGGGUUCUUCCAAGACAUUCCAGUCAAAGAACUACCCCAGUAACUACCCUGGUGGCAAGAAGUGCACAUGGAAAUUCCGCACUUCUGUCGAUUCAAAGUUGAGCAUCCAGUGUAACGACUUCAAUAUGCAACAGUCAAGACAAUGCAGAAAGGAUUUCUUCCGGGUCACGGAUUCCUCUGGUUUUAAACAAAAAUACUGCGGUGCCAAGGGUUCUCUGAGCGUUUCUGAUAAAUCUAGGAGAGUUACUGUUUUGUUCAAAACAAACAGGAAGAAAUCUGAUACAGGAUUUUCCUGCUCUGUCAGAGCUUCAGUGCCAGACUCCCAAACAACUGUAGACCCUCAGCCAACUUCGGAAUGCACUGGAUGUGGACAAGUGAACCGUGCCAACCGCAUUGUUGGUGGAGUAGAGACGGAGGUGAACGAAUAUCCCUGGAUGGUUUCUCUUGUCAAUGGCAAUGGAUACUAUCACUUCUGUGGCGGUUCUAUCAUCUCCAGCCAAUGGGUCGUCACUGCAGCUCACUGUGCAGCUGUCAUGAGCACUUCGGAUUAUGUGUUGGUGGGAGACCACAAUCUGUACUCAUCAAGUGAUGCCAAUUCUCAGUGGAUGCAGAUUGCUGAAAUCGUGAGUCAUCCGUCCUAUGAUUCUAAUACACUGGACAACGACAUUGCCCUCAUCAGACUCACCACAGAAAUACAGUUCCCAUCUGACAACAAAAUCGCCCCUGUGUGCCUUCCAACAGCUGGUGAAAUGUAUGAUAAUGUGGAUGCCACAAUCACAGGAUGGGGAGCCCAACAGGAGGGAGGAUCCACAUCCGGCACCUUGUUCGAAGUUACAGUGCCCACCAUGACUAACACCGAAUGCAAUAACAAGUAUGGAGGAAGCAUCACUGACAACAUGAUCUGCGCAGGCAUUCCUGAGGGAGGCAAGGACUCCUGUCAGGGAGACUCUGGAGGACCAAUGGUAGUGGAAGAAAACGGCAAGUGGAAGCUGGUGGGAGUUGUGUCGUGGGGUAAUGGCUGUGCUCGACCUGAUAGGCCCGGAGUUUAUGCAAGAGUUACACAAUAUUUGCAAUGGAUUUCUGACUCUACAACCGGUGUCUGUGUUGAUGGGAACGCACCUGCUCCUACUAAUGCCCCGACGCCUGAUCCUACUUCUGAUUCUGACUGCCCUGGAUGUGGACAAGUGAACCGUGCCAACCGCAUUGUUGGUGGAGUAGAGACGGAGGUGAACGAAUAUCCCUGGAUGGUUUCUCUUGUCAACGGCAAUGGAUACUAUCACUUCUGUGGCGGUUCUAUCAUCUCCAGCCAAUGGGUCGUCACUGCAGCUCACUGUGCAGUUGUGUAA
Molecule: messenger RNA, 2370 nt
Organism: Penaeus indicus
Lineage: Eukaryota; Metazoa; Arthropoda; Malacostraca; Decapoda; Penaeidae
Product: ovochymase-1-like
Exons: 20
Coding region: 1-2370 (789 amino acids)
Biological process (GO): proteolysis
Molecular function (GO): serine-type endopeptidase activity
Source: RefSeq, a predicted model, not a curated record